GCAGUGUUCAAACAUCCUGACGUAACAACAUGGCCACCCACAUGUCCCUUGUUGACUGGGAGCUAGCUUGCUAAAUGAUGUUAAAUAAGACCGUGGCAUAAAAUGAUUCGAUCGGGAUUUGAUCAAUCCCAGAUCACAAAUAUGUAUUGUGCACACAAAGCGUUUGAAAAACGAGUUCAGUAGCGAACGAUAUUGAACGUCUAGAUGGGUAACCAACCCUCGAGCUAGCUAUGCUAGCUUGAGAACAAACAUAAACAUUCCUUUAAGGCUAGCUAGCUACGAAAUUGAAAGAUUAAUUUAUUGUGGGAAGAUGUUGGGUUUUCUAACAGCAAGACAGGCUGGACUUGACGACCCACUUCGUCUGAGACGGGCAGAGUCAACACGGAGGGUCCUCAAUUUAGAGCUGAAUCAUGACAGAGAUGUGGAUCGAAUCCAUAGCAAUGGCGUAAACACCAUAGACAUUGAAGUCAUUGAGGGCAGAUACAUGCUAUCUGGAGGGGCAGAUGGGGUGAUUGUGGUGUAUGACCUGGAGAACAACAGUGGGAAACCCCAAUACACCUGUAAAGCAGUCUGCACUGUAGGCAGGUCCAGUCGGUAUGUCCACAGGUUCAGUGUAGAGACAGUGCAGUGGUACCCACAUGACACAGGCAUGUUUGUCUCCAGCUCCUUUGACAAAACCAUGAAGGUCUGGGACACUGAGACACUAAAGCCCGCUGAAGUGUUCCAGUUUGAAGGAAACGUCUACUGUCACCACAUGUCCCCUAUUGCCAGGAAACACAGCCUCAUCGCAGUGGGUACCAAAGACCAGAAAGUACAGCUCUGUGACCUGAAGUCUGGCUCACGCAUCCAGGUUUUGCAGGGUCACAGAGGUGAGGUCCUAUCUGUUCGAUGGUCGCCAAGAUAUGAGCACAUUUUAGCUACAGCCAGUACUGACAGCAGGGUGUUGGUGUGGGAUGUGCGUCGGGCCUCAGGGAGCCUGUUCUCUCUGGAUCAACACAACGGGGACAAGUCCAAGGCCUCGUCAGAGGCAGUGAACACAGCCCAUAAUGGAAGGGUAAAUGGCCUCUGCUUCACGGUCGACGGCCUCUACCUUCUCACCACGGGAACAGACGACCGCAUGAGGCUGUGGAACAGUGCCAAUGGAAAAAACACACUGGUGAAUUAUGGGAAGGUGAGUAACGAAAGCCGUAAGGGGUUAAAGAUCACGGUGUCUCAUAGCUGCAGCCCGGAGUUUGUGUUUGUACCUUGUGGCAGCUCAGUGGCGGUGUACACUCUACACACCGGGGAACUCGUAACCAUGCUAAGGGGACACUACAACAACGUGGACUGCUGCCAGUUCCACCCCGACUACCAGGAGCUGUACAGCGGGGGUAAAGACUGUAACAUCCUAGCCUGGGUUCCUAUUGUACGACCACCAGACGUGGAAGAAGAAGGGACAGCCGCCAAGGGUGGGAGCCAGGCUACGGUGAAUCCUGCUUUUGAAGACGCAUGGAGCAGUGAUGAGGACUGAUGCAUAAGCACAACUGUACAGCCCUACUCCAUCGGACAUAGCUUUAGGAAUGUCAUCAUGGUGCUAGCUUUAGGAAUCUCAUCAUGGUGCUAGCUUUAGGAAUCUCAUCAUGGUGCUAGCUUUAGGAAUCUCAUCAUGGUGCUAGCUUUAGGAAUGUCAUCAUGGUGCUAGCUUUAGGAAUCUCAUCAUGGUGCUAGCUUUAGGAAUGUCAUCAUGGUGCUAGCUUUAGGAAUCUCAUCAUGGUGCUAGCUUUAGGAAUCUCAUCAUGGUGCUAGCUUCAGGAAUCUCAUCAUGGUGCUAGCUUCAGGAAUCUCAUCAUGGUGCUAGCUUCAGGAAUCUCAUCAUGGUGCUAGCUUUAGGAAUCUCAUCAUGGUGCUAGCUUCAGGAAUCUCAUCAUGGUGCUAGCUUUAGGAAUCUCAUCAUGGUGCUAGCUUUAGGAAUCUCAUCAUGGUGCUAGCUUCAGGAAUCUCAUGUUGCAUCUGAAGACAAACUGCAUUUGUAGUUUUUUUUUUAACAUCUACUGUGGAGUUGGAGAAUGAACCUUAAUAGACUUUGAAUCUCUGUUGUGAUAUCUGAUUUAUCUUUUAUUUUAUAUACAAAAUGGAUCUAGUGUAUGAAACAUUAGGAACACCUUCCUAAUAUUCAGUUGCAUUCCCUUUUGCCCUCAGAACAGCCUCAAUUUGUCGGGGCACCUCUACAGGUGUCGAAAGCGUUUCACAGGGAUGCUGGCUCAUGUUGACUCCAACCCACAGUUGUGUUAAUUUAGCUGGAUGUCCUUUGGGUGUUGGACCAUUCUUGAUACACACGGGAAACUGUUAAGUGUGAAAACCUAUCUGCGUUGCAGUUAUUGACACACUCAAACCGGUGUGCCGGCACCUACUACCAGCAGCAUACUACCAGCAGCAUACUGCCAGCAGCAUACUGCCAGCAGCAUACCGCCAGCAGCAUACCACCCUGCAUCCCACUGCUGCCUUGCCUCUGAAGCUAAGCAGGGUCGGUCCUGGUCAGUCCCUGGAUGGGAGAUCAGAUGCUGCUGGAAGUGGUGUUGGAGGGCCAGUAGGGGGCACUCUUCCCUCUGGUCUAUCUAUCACAAUACCACAGGGGAGUGAUUGGGGACAUUGCCCUGUGUAGGGUGCUGUCUUUCGGAUGGGACUUUAAAUGGGUGUCCUGACUCUUUGUGGUCAUUAAAAAACCCAUGCACUUAUCGUAAGAGUAGGGGUGUUAACCCUGUUGCCCUGACUAAAUUCCCAACCUGGCCCCACCUAAUCAUCCCCCCAUUCCUAAUUGGCAGAUAUCACUCCUCACCUCUCUAGCUGAUGUGUGGUGCGCGUUCUGGCACAAAAAUGGCUGCUGUGCACCACCCAGGUGGAUUCUACAUGUUGGUGGUAGAUGAGGUGAGUUUCCCCAUACUAUGUGAAGAGCUUUGAGUAACUCUGUUUGUAGAAAAGCGCUAUAUAAUUCCAAUCAAUUAUUAAUUACCAUACCCCGUUCAAAGGCACUUAAAUCUUUUGUCUCCCCCAUUCACCCUCUGAAUGGCAAACAUACACAACCCAUGUCUCAAUUGUCUCAAGGCUUAAAAAUCCUUCUUUAACCUGUCUCCUUCCCUUCAUCUACACUGGUUGAAGUGGAUUUAACAGGUGACAUCCAUAAGGGCUCUUAGCUUUCAGCUGAAUUUACCUGGUCAGUCUAUGACAUGGAAAGAGCAGGUGUCCCUAAUGUUUUGUACACUCAGUGUAUGGUGUUGAUGAUUCGUGCAUUAAAACCUAUGGAUGGGUAUCUGCACUGUGCAUUGAGUUGUAUAAUCUGUUUCUAUUGUCUGCCUUUGACGCAACAUGUACAUUGUACUUUACAUGGUGUUAAAAUCAGCUUUCCAUUAUUCCAAUGAUGACCAGAGUAAAACCAGCUGAACUGGAGCCAAACCUUUCCUCAUAGCGUCUUUGAACAUGACGUUCAAGAGACCCACCUUUCCGUCAUCAAUUCACACACAAAUAUUUGUCAGCCAUGUCUCUCUGUCUCUCCCCUACAUUUGCAUGAUUUAUUCUGUUGUCAUUGCUAAAACCAGCUCUGUAUUGUUGUUGUUAGAUGUGAUACUGAAAUCAGACUCACUUUCUCUCCUACUGGCAGCCUCAUGUUUACAUAUGAUUGGCUUGAAGGGCAUUAUUUCCCUAUAACUCACGGCAUAUUUGCAUGGUAGAAUGUUCAUGGUUCAAUGGCCAUAGUUCAUUCUAUGGCAAAAGUCGACUUGAAAACAUUGAUUUUGUUGUAUUCCAAAUGGCAACCUAGGACGGAUGAUUUGGUUAGCUAUAGUAAACUUGCCAGCUACUUCAGUGGAUGUUGAACACAUUUCUACCGGCAAAUUAACACAUUUCUAGUGACAAAUAUGUUAAAUUAUAGCCAUGGUAUAAUGGAGAUAAUCAACUCGGGGCUCUAUGCGUUCUCUGGAAAAUAACACCACUCUGUGGAAGGUCAGUUCCACUCUGCAUGGAACACACCUUCCACGUCAUUCAUUAUUUUCCAUAGAAUGCAUUGCCUCUCUUUGAUUAAACCCUUACAUACUUUUAAUCUCUAGGAAACCCGACCUACAAUUAAUCCUAUCAGUCCCGAGAUUCCAGCAAAAAUCUACUUUUCAUUUAUCUGACGUUAAUUUAUCUGUAUCCCUUAUAUUUAGCCUCACAAUUAAGUGUUUUACAGUUUUCUUUUCAGGAUAACCAGAUCUAUGGUUGCGUUCAUGGGUUUUAUUGACAUGUCAAUAAAAAAUAUUCCGCCAAAAACAUUGAAAUGAAUUUAAAAAUGAAUUGAUAUGAAUGCUGUAAGUACUGAAUUUGUUUGCUCACUGAGAAAUUAAUAUAAAUAUCCAACCAGU
Molecule: messenger RNA, 4373 nt
Organism: Oncorhynchus tshawytscha (Chinook salmon)
Lineage: Eukaryota; Metazoa; Chordata; Actinopteri; Salmoniformes; Salmonidae
Gene: ercc8
Product: excision repair cross-complementation group 8
Exons: 12
Coding region: 311-1510 (399 amino acids)
Biological process (GO): transcription-coupled nucleotide-excision repair; proteasome-mediated ubiquitin-dependent protein catabolic process; protein polyubiquitination
Cellular component (GO): Cul4A-RING E3 ubiquitin ligase complex; nucleotide-excision repair complex
Molecular function (GO): protein binding
Source: RefSeq, a predicted model, not a curated record